Molecule: messenger RNA, 1360 nt
Organism: Xenopus laevis (African clawed frog)
Lineage: Eukaryota; Metazoa; Chordata; Amphibia; Anura; Pipidae
Gene: myog.L
Product: myogenin (myogenic factor 4) L homeolog
Biological process (GO): regulation of DNA-templated transcription; positive regulation of myoblast differentiation; skeletal muscle cell differentiation
Cellular component (GO): nucleus
Molecular function (GO): RNA polymerase II cis-regulatory region sequence-specific DNA binding; protein dimerization activity; DNA-binding transcription factor activity, RNA polymerase II-specific
Source: RefSeq, marked provisional
UCUAGACAGUCCUUUAUAAUGGAGCUUUUUGAAACCAGCCCUUAUUUCUUUCCAGACCAAAGGUUUUAUGACAACGAUAACUAUUUCUCUGCAAGGUUCCCCACAUAUGAGCAAACUGGGUUUCAAGAUCGUGGCACGGUGGGGAUAUGUGCUGAUGGAGUUUUACUGCAGGGCUCAGGGAUUGAAGAUAAGGUUUCUCCCCAUCCCACUGUAAACCAACAAGAACAUUGCCCUGGACAAUGCCUGCCAUGGGCCUGCAAGGUAUGCAAGAGGAAGACGGUUUCCAUGGACAGAAGGAGGGCUGCUACCUUGCGGGAAAAGCGCAGGUUAAAAAAAGUCAAUGAGGCAUUUGAAGCCCUGAAAAGAAGCACUCUACUGAACCCUAACCAAAGGCUUCCCAAGGUUGAAAUCUUAAGGAGUGCCAUCCAGUAUAUAGAACGUUUACAGACACUAUUGGCUUCCCUUAACCAGCAGGAGAGGGACCAGAGAGAUUUAUUGUUCAUCAGUAAUGGAUCCCAGCGGGUGGUAUCAAGUGAAUGUGGAUCAAGCUCUUCUUCUUGUAGUCCUGAAUGGAAUGACUCUGACUUUAGUGGCAGCCAAAGUGAUCAUCUCUUGAGUGAAGACUCUUCCGAGCAACGUGAUAUCAAUUCCUUGUCAUCGAUUGUCGACAGCAUCACAUCUGGGGAGGUGUCUAUAACUUAUACCGAGCAACAUAUUCAGAAUUAAGCACUCUGCACUAUUGGUGUGGUUUAUUUUUGGACCUAUAUGUAAGCAUACAAGGCUUCUGAAAUAUAAUAUCAAGGACUCAUAGUGCUAUUCCAUAUAAUGCCUUCUGCCCCCCCCAAACAGAUUUUAUUUCCUAUUGAUGUGAAUAGGUUAUACUUCCUGGCACUGAGAAUUCCCACCCAUCAUAGACAAAUAUGCAUUUAUUAACCCAGAAUGACUAAAUCGCCUUCAAAGGCCGUUAUUUAAUUAAAUUAUUAAAUCAAAUUGUUAAAACCUUAAUUAAAUUUAAAUAAAUAAUUUAAAGAAGAGCAAUACUAUAUUUAUUCACUUAAAUAAUCAAUAAUCUUAUUAAAAGUCCCAGUAUUGUUAAAAAUAUAGUCUGAAAAUUCUAAAAAAAAACUUCAGAAAAAUUCCAUGUUUUGGUAUGAAAUUUUUAAUAUAUUUUCAUAGUGAUUUUUAUUUGUGUGUGUUUCUUUGCAAUUUUUUUUUUACUCUGGGGCCAAUAUUUUUUAUUUUACUGCAAUGCUGUUUGACCAACUUAUGGCCUUUUUUUAAAUGUGUGGAUUUGCUACUCUUGUUUUUUAUUUUUUCUAACUUAUUUUGAUAUUUUUAAAUAAAAGAUAUGUUGUUUGAU